Penicillium soppii is the source of this 4083-nucleotide messenger RNA. Its product is annotated as phosphoribosylformylglycinamidine synthase. Gene Ontology annotation, molecular function: phosphoribosylformylglycinamidine synthase activity. The transcript has a single exon. Gene Ontology annotation, biological process: 'de novo' IMP biosynthetic process. NCBI's taxonomy places the organism in Eukaryota, Fungi, Ascomycota, Eurotiomycetes, Eurotiales, Aspergillaceae. The coding region runs from base 1 to 4083 and encodes 1360 amino acids. The record is from RefSeq and is a predicted model, not a curated record.
AUGACUUCAACCGAUACUUAUUUGGCCAUCCCCGGCUCCGUGGCGUUCUCUCGCUCUCGGGGUCUUGCAAUUGCUACUAGCAUUGGCGCUCAGGAUGUCCGGGCUCAGUGGAUUCACUAUGUGCACACCACCCAGCCUUUGGACGAGUCUAAGCGUGCCGUCCUUGAACAACUUCUCCGUUACGGCGAUAUUACCGAUGUUCCUCCCACCUUCGAAUCCUCCGAGGGCAACUUCGAUACCUUCUACAUCUACCCACGCAACGGUACCGUCUCACCAUGGAGCUCCCAGGCAACCGGUAUCUCCCACGUCUGCGGCCUGCAGCAGUACGUCAAGCGCAUUGAGCGGGGUAUGAAGAUUUCAUGCCUUCGCAACAGCGCGGAGGACUACAAACCGGAGUAUAUGGAUACUCUCCACGAUCGUAUGACUCAGAUCAUUGGUCAGGAAGAGCCGGAGUUGAGCCUCAUGUUCUCCGAGCACGCUCCUCAGCCUCUCAAGACCAUCUCCCUCCAGGACAGCACCAAGUCCCCCAAGGAGAUCCUUCAGGAGGCAAACAAGGAGCUGGGUCUAGCCCUGGAAGACUCUGAGAUUGAUUAUCUUGCUGAGGCAUACGGUCCCAAUGGCGCUAUUGCCCGUGAUCCAACCGAUGUUGAGCUUUUCAUGUUUGCACAGGUCAACUCAGAACACUGUCGCCACAAGCAAUUCAACGCAUCCUGGGUGAUUGACGGCAAGCCUAUGCCCAACAGUCUCUUUGCUAUGAUUCGCAACACACACAAGAAGCACCCCGAGCACACCAUCAGUGCCUACAGUGACAACGCCGCCGUGCUGGAGGGUCCCGAGUCCGCAUUCUGGGCUCCUGACCCGACCACUGGACAGUGGAUGCACACCAAGGAAGUUGUUCACUUCCUGGCCAAGGUUGAGACGCACAACCACCCUACUGCAGUUUCACCUUACCCUGGUGCUGCUACUGGUUCCGGCGGAGAGAUCCGUGACGAGGGUGCUGUCGGUCGUGGCUCACGCCCUAAGGCCGGUCUCUCUGGAUACUGUGUGUCAGACCUGUUGAUUCCUGGCCUCAAGCAGCCUUGGGAACUCGAUGUUGGCAAGCCUAACCACAUCGCCAGCAGCUUGGAUAUCAUGUUGGAGGCACCCAUUGGAAGUGCUGCUUUCAACAACGAGUUUGGUCGUCCCUGCAUUGGUGGCUACUUCCGUACUCUCCUCACCGAGAUUGAUGUUGGCAAUGGCGAGAAGGAAGUGAGAGGAUACCACAAGCCCAUCAUGAUUGCUGGUGGUGUUGGAACCGUUCGCCCUCAACACGCCAUCAAGCACCCCGAUGUUGUCAAGCCCGGUGCUUUCCUCGUCGUUCUGGGUGGCCCAGCCAUGCUUAUUGGCCUGGGAGGAGGUGCUGCCUCCAGUAUCGCUUCCGGUGAAGGAUCUGCCGAACUUGACUUUGCCAGUGUUCAGCGCGGCAACGCCGAAGUUCAGCGGAGAGCCCAAGAAGUCAUCAAUGCCUGUGUGGCUAUGGGAGAUAACAACCCCAUCAAGUUCAUUCACGACGUUGGUGCCGGUGGUCUGUCCAAUGCCCUCCCCGAAUUGAUUCAUGACUCCGGCCUCGGAGCUACAUUCGAGCUUCGUGAGAUUGACAACACCGACCGUAGCAUGAGCCCCAUGCAGAUUUGGUGUUGUGAGGCCCAGGAGCGUUACGUCAUGGCCGUUGGCGAGGACAGCAUGAAUAAGUUCACUGCUAUUGCUAACCGCGAGCGCUGUGGCUUCUCUGUCGUCGGUCGUGGCGGCGGCUCGUCUGAGGAGGAAAAGAGACUCAUUCUCCUUGACCGUGAGUCCAAGGAGUACCCGGCUCCUAUUGACCUCCCUCUGUCCGUGCUUUUCGGAAAAACUCCUCGCAUGACCCGGACUGUCGAUUCGCGCAAGCUGAAGCUUCCUGCUGUUGACUCUAGCCUCACCAAGUACCUUCCAUCCCUGACCUCCAAGAUGGAGAUCGUCGAUGAAGCUAUCAAGCGAGUCUUGUCUCUGCCUGCAGUUGGCUCCAAGUCUUUCUUGAUUACCAUCGGAGAUCGUACUGUCGGUGGUCUCACAGCCCGUGACCAGAUGGUUGGUCAGUGGCAGACACCUGUGUCAGAUGUUUCGGUCACUGCUACAUCCUUGGCCCAGGGUACCAGGACUGGUGAAGCUUUCGCUAUGGGCGAAAAGCCCACCUUGGCCCUCAUCUCCGCUGCUGCAUCUGCCCGCAUGGCUGUUGCUGAGUCGCUGAUGAAUCUUGCUGCUUCCGAUCUUGUGGACCGUCUGAGCCAGGUCAAGCUCUCUGCCAACUGGAUGUCUGCCGGUAGCCACCCUGGUGAGGGUGCUGCUAUCUACGAAGCAGUUGAGGCUGUCGGUCUGGACCUGUGCCCCAAGCUUGGCAUCAGUAUCCCCGUUGGCAAGGAUUCUAUGUCUAUGAAGAUGAAGUGGAAGGAUGAGGCCUCUAACGAGGCCAAGGAGGUCACUGCCCCUAUGUCUUGUGUCAUCUCCGCAUUUGCACCUGUUGGAGAUUUCACCAAGACCUGGACUCCAGCCCUUCGUCGUUUCGAAGAUGUUGGCGAGACUGUCCUCAUGUUUGUUGAUCUUUCAUUCGGUCGCAAAACUCUUGGUGGAUCAGCUCUUGCCCAGGUCUUUAACGAAGUUGGUGCUGAAUGCCCUGAUGUUCACGAUGUUGAUCUGUUCCGUGACUUCUUCGACGCUACUCAGCAACUUCAGGAAGCCGGAAUUGUCCUGGCUUACCACGACCGUUCCGAUGGUGGUCUUCUGACUACCCUGGCUGAGAUGAUGUUCGCUGGUCGUUGCGGUGUCGACAUCUCGCUUGACACCAUUUGCUCUUCCUUCAACACUAAGGAUGUCAUUGAGUCUCUCUUCACCGAGGAACUUGGUGCGGUCUUCCAGGUUCGCAAGGAGCACGAGAUCCAGUUCCGCUCAUGCUUCGCCACUUGCGGUCCUCCUCCAGGCCUGAUCCACAAGAUUGGACGUGUCUCUCAGCAGCCCAAGCAGAACCUCGCCAUCUACCACAAGGCCUCUUUGAUUUACCGCAACACCCGUUCCAGCCUCCAGCAAACCUGGGCCAAGACCUCAUACCACAUGCAGAAGAUCCGUGACAAUGCGGACUGUGCUGAGCAAGAGUAUGCCAACAUCCUUGAUGAUACUAACCCUGGUCUGUCAUGGAACCCCACUUUCGACCCCAAGGACAAGGGCUUGCCCAUGAUGACUAGCUUGUCUCAAUAUUCUCCUUUCUCCAACAAGCCUCGCGUUGCCAUCCUUCGUGAGCAAGGUGUCAACAGUCAAGCCGAGAUGGCCUUUGCCUUCAACACCGCCGGUUUCUCCGCUGUCGAUGUCCACAUGACUGACAUCAUCUCCGGCCGCGUUUCCCUUUCCAGCUUCGCCGGUCUUGCUGCCUGCGGUGGUUUCUCCUACGGUGACGUCCUGGGUGCCGGCCAAGGUUGGGCCAAGUCCGUUUUGCUGCACGAGAACACCCGCAAGGAGUUCCAAGACUUCUUUGAGCGCCCCGACACCUUCGCCCUCGGUGUCUGCAACGGUUGUCAGUUCCUGUCUCGCGUGAAGGAUUUGAUUCCUGGUGCAGGCUACUGGCCCAGCUUCGAGCGCAACACCAGCGAGCAGUACGAAGGCCGUGUCUGUAUGGCCCGUAUCUCCGACCCCGACCCAUCCAACCCUAGCGUCUUCUUCCACGGCAUGGACGGUACUUCCCUCCCCAUUGCCGUUGCCCACGGUGAAGGUCGUGCCUCAUUCGCCUCCUCCCAGGGUAUCUCAGCUUCCGACUUUGUGCGCGAGGGUCUCGCCCCCGUUCGCUUCGUCGACAAUGGCUCCCUUAAGCCUACCAUGAAGUACCCAUACAACCCUAACGGUAGUCCUGAGGGUAUUGCUGGUAUUCGCAGCCCUGACGGUCGUGUCUUGGCUAUUAUGCCUCACCCCGAGCGCACUGUCAUGAACGGUAUUGCCAGCUGGCUGCCUCCCAACGCUGAGACCUGGGGCGACAUUGGUCCUUGGGGACGUGUCUUCUACAGCGCCAGACGCUGGGUCGGUUAA